Fulvia fulva is the source of this 3612-nucleotide messenger RNA. RefSeq names its product Stress response protein. NCBI's taxonomy places the organism in Eukaryota, Fungi, Ascomycota, Dothideomycetes, Mycosphaerellales, Mycosphaerellaceae. The record is from RefSeq and is a predicted model, not a curated record. The transcript is spliced from 3 exons. Bases 1 to 3612 code for a protein of 1203 amino acids.
AUGUCGACCACGAAGGCCCCGGCGCCGCCAGCAAACGGCGUCAUAACAGCUCCGCCGCCAGGAAAUCGGAAGAAGCAGAAGAGGCGUGCAAAGCAAGCGGCCAAGAGCGCAUCGCAGGUACCCUCCGUGCCUCCUCCCCCGGCCGGCUAUGAAGAGGACGCAUUGCGGUAUGACGACGAGGAAGAUGACUUCGAGGAGGACGAGCCGGAAUACUACGAGGACGAGCAACACGACGCACCGCCGCCUAUGCCUCCGACGAAUGGUCUGCACCCGCCUCCGCCACCUGUGGGCAUGAAGAAGACCAAGAAGAAACAUGCCCCGGCGCUGAGUCCGCAUCACCACCACCAUCACCACCACCACCAUGCAUACGAUCCACGCAUGUCCCCACCCCCUCUGCCCCAACAUGCACCUCCUCCGCCCGGCAUGAUGAGACCUUCCAUGCGGCAUGGACACAGCCACGAUAACAUCUGGAAUACCACCUCAGCUCAGGAGCGGCAAAACAUCAAAGAGUUCUGGCUGGAGCUUAGCGAGGAGCAGCGCAAGGGACUGUUGAAGAUCGAGAAGGAGGCGGUUCUUAAGAAGAUGAAGGCUCAGCAGAAGCACUCGUGCUCCUGUACAGUCUGCGGGCGUAAGCGGACUGCAAUCGAGGAGGAACUCGAAGUCCUUUACGAAGGCUACUACGAGGAGCUGGAGCAGUACGCACAUCACGAUAUUCCGCCUCUACCUUCCACGGACGGCAUGAUUCCUCCGCCGCUGCAGCAGCGACAGCAUCCAUUCGCGCACCCUCCACCGCCCAUGCCACCGCAACACAGGACCAGCCACUUGCACGAACACCUGGACGAGGACGAAUUUAGUGACGAGGAGGAAGAAGAGGAGUACAGUGGUGACGAGGAAGACGACGAGCCGUACUCGGAUGAAGAAUUGGACCAGGGGCCUGAGCCUGAGCCGCCGCGAGGGCACCCAGGCGUGCCGGACUUUUUCAAUUUCGGCUCACAUCUGACUGUCAAAGACAACCUCCUCACGGUAGCCGACGACCUGCUCAAAAACGACGGCCGAAAGUUCAUCGAAAUGAUGGAACAGCUCGCCGAGCGUCGCAUGCAACGUGAGAGUCGGUCACAGUACGAGGCAGAACAUCAUGCAGGCUACCCGCCCGAUGAGAACUCCUACAGUCACGAAGAUCCCCUGGCAACAGAGGAAUACGACGAUGACGAUGCCUCGUACGACAGCCAAGACGAUUUCGACGACGAAAUGGAAGAAGAGGACGAGAUGGUGAGCCAUCGCGAGCUUGAAAUGGCAAGUCGACGAAUGUUUCAAAUAUUUGCUGCUCGCAUGUUCGAGCAGCGUGUUUUGACAGCAUAUCGAGAAAAGGUCGCCACCGAAAGACAAAUGAAGCUUCUCGAGGAAAUUGACAACGAAGACAAGCUCCAAGCCCAGCGCGAGGCGAAGAAGCAGCGGGAUGCGCAAAAGAAAAAGGACAAGAAGAAACAGCAAGCGCAAGCCAAAGCCGAGGAGAAAGCCAAGCGAGAUGCCGAGAAAGCUGAGGAGGAGCGUCAACUGCGAGAGGCCGAGGAGAAGAAGCAGGAGGAUCAGCGGAGGAGGAGAGAGGAGCAGCGGAAGAAGAGAGAAGAGGAAAAGAAGAAGCAAGAAGAGGAGAAGGCGCGCAAGGAGGCUGAGAGGUUACGGCGGCAGCAAGAAGAACAGCAACGCCGAGAGGAAGCCGAACGUAAAGCGAGGGAGCAGAAGGCUGCCGAGAAGGCCAAGAAGGACGAAGCACGAAAGAAAGAGCGCGAGGAGCGAGAGGCACGAGAAAAGGAGGCUCGUGAGCGCAAAGCCCAAGAAGAAAAAGACAAGCGGGAACGUGAAGCAAAGGCGAAAGCUGAGAAGGAGGCAAAAGAGCGCGAGAAGUCUGCGCAACAGGCUGCUUCGGCGCCGCAUCCUCCUCAGAUCACGAAGCGUCCCUCGCAAGCUGGCAUGGUGGCCAUACCUGGAGUCUUUCCCAAGCAGACACAGUCUGGCAUCUCUUCGCCCCAUCCGCAAGUCGCAACACCUGCGAUACCCAAGGCGCCCACUCCAGCGAAGCACCGACAAGCAUCGCAGCAACGAGGCAGCUCGCAUGCGUCUUCUCCGAGACAAUCGAAUUCUCUGCCUUCUGGCGCACCUAGCAAGAGCUCAUCCCCCGGAAGUGUCGGACAGCAACAAAAUCAGGUUCAGCCAAAGACUAUAAUGCAAAAGCCCAGUAACCACCAAGCUGGUCAGCAACAACCUCCGCAUAUACCCGCUUCGUAUCCACUACCGCAACAACACAUUCAACCUCCGCCUGGUAUGGCUCAUCCACAGCAACACCAUGGCGGCUUUGGACAUAUGUCACCCAUGGCCUUCCCGGCCUUUCCAGGACCCCAAGGACCAUUCGCUCCAAGCAUGGGACAGAGAGGACCAAUGCCAAUGUUCCCACCCCACCAAGGACCGCCACCAAUGGGUCUGCCUAAUCGCAUGCCUUUUGGCGCGCCCGGUAUGAAUGGAAUGGCACCUCCACCAGGCAUGAUACCGCCUCCGAUGAGAGGCUUCCCGUAUGAUGCGCCUGGGCAAGCGCCACCUGGCUUUGGUCAAGCAUUGCAUCACAACCAAACAUCUCCGUUAGGCCCUUCACCAGGAGCAUCGGGCGGCGAUGCACCCAGGACGAGCAUAAGUGGACACUCGCGGCAACAAUCAUCCGAGAAGGAGAGAUUCGAGUCUGCUGCCAACCAACCAAUUGCUCGACCAGCGCCGAUCCAGCGUCCAAGCAGUGUGAGACCUCCCGGUGCAGAGCGAACGACUUUGAACGCCGAAGUAGAUGCCAUGAGUCAGCACUUAGGUAGUUCCGCGCUGCUUGACGACACAGAGGAGCAGAUGCUGCCCGGCAUGCAAGACAGCAGGCGACACUCGCAGAUCCCAGCCGGCAGUCGAGGCAUACCCAUUCCUAACGCUGGCAUGCACCCCACCGGUGGGUUUGGUGGACCCAAUGGCGGGUUUGGCACGCCAGGCAGCACAUGGAACACUCCCGCAAUGCCAUUCGGCUCCAGUCCAGGUCUUCAGAGCAACUGGGGCAGUCUGCCCAACCCUGGAAUGGGCGGCUGGAUGAACAAUAACUUUGCACCGAACGGCUUUGGCUCGAUGGCACCUGGUGUGAUGAACGGUCGCGCCCCUGGGCUCUCGCAACCCCGACCAUUGGUCAUUCGGCAAGAGAUCUGCAAAGCGUGCCAACAACUAUCCAAUGCAAGCCGUGGCGAAGGCGAUGGUUACAACAAGGUUGACGUUCUCCUCCAGCAAGUCGAAAACAAUCACCCACCACUUGACGCACCCAUCACUCUACAGGAAGUCGAAGACAUCUGCGAGACAGAAGGCGAUAGCCAUAACGGGGGCGGCGAACUGUCUCUGCGGAGAGACGACGACGGCAAUGUCGAGGUGAAGUGGGAAGACCACGCCAGUACGCCGGACCAAGGACGAGGAUCUAUGGGUCUUGGUGAAAUAGGAUCUCCCAUGCCGAGCAAGACCUCUCCUGCCGUUGGCUUUGGCGCACCUGGCAUGCCUCGUGCUUUUGGCAGUCUUGGAGCAGUUGGAAAUCCGAAUGUGUAG